CACUGUUGAUGUGGCAGCAUCUCUUUGCUUUCCUAGAACGGUAACACUGAUUGCGCGACUUUUUGGAUUGCUUACGUUUUUGCCCAGCUUUUUUUGUUAUUUAUCAAAAUAUAUUAUUGCAAUCAGUCAUAAUGGACUUUAACAGCAGCACCUACGAUCAGAAGUUCUUCAAUUUCACAGCAGCGCAGCUAACGGCAGAGCGUGAACAUAUUGUGCAGGACAUCAUUAGGAAAGGCAUUGGCCAGAUUAUCGAUAAGAUCAAGACGCCCGCAACGGCGGAUUUACUAGAGGCCCAGAGAGAAAACGUGGAGCGUCGGUUCCAGGCCGCCGCCGGCAAAGGCCUAAAAGCCCUGAGGGAACUGGACAGGAAGGUGUUCCACGUUCCAUCGCAUGUGCUGCAUCCGGAGCACAUGUUCUUCGCAAAUCAGUUUACCAGCGAGGAGGAGGAGCAGAAAGUAGCUAAGUUGGAGGAGCUGAAGGCCAAAUACAGAGAGAACAUGGCUAUGCUGGCACAUUUGAAGAUCGAGGAGGAAAAGUACGUCGCCAUGGAGGAUAUCAUCCAGAAGGAGAUCGAAAUGCAAGAUCGUGUUCAGCGAAGCUGCUCCGCGCUCAAUGUCAACAAACUGAAACAGUAUUGCAACCAAGUGCCCUUCCACGUCGAGAAGGAGGCUUGACUAAUUAAAAAAUUUAAUUUAUAAUCUUAUUUUUUAUAAUCCAUCAUCUAACUUCACAACUAGUUUUAACCUUAAAACCUUUCUAA
Messenger RNA from Drosophila erecta, 760 nucleotides. RefSeq lists its product as uncharacterized. NCBI's taxonomy places the organism in Eukaryota, Metazoa, Arthropoda, Insecta, Diptera, Drosophilidae. The coding region runs from base 132 to 674 and encodes 180 amino acids. The transcript is spliced from 3 exons. The record is from RefSeq and is a predicted model, not a curated record.